Saprolegnia parasitica CBS 223.65 is the source of this 2595-nucleotide messenger RNA. RefSeq lists its product as hypothetical. Bases 1 to 2595 code for a protein of 864 amino acids. The transcript is spliced from 3 exons. The record is from RefSeq and is a predicted model, not a curated record. Lineage: Eukaryota; Oomycota; Saprolegniomycetes; Saprolegniales; Saprolegniaceae. Gene Ontology annotation, biological process: vacuolar acidification; proton transmembrane transport. Gene Ontology annotation, cellular component: vacuolar proton-transporting V-type ATPase complex; vacuolar proton-transporting V-type ATPase, V0 domain. Gene Ontology annotation, molecular function: ATPase binding; proton-transporting ATPase activity, rotational mechanism.
AUGAAGUGGCUCCGCUCGGAAGAGAUGGAGUACAUCUCCUUGAUCGUCAACGAGGACGCGGCCCAUGACUGCGUCCAGAAGCUCGGCGACCUCGGCGUCGUCGAGUUCACGGACCUCAACCCGGAGCUCACGCCCUUCCAGCGGCGCUACGUCUCGUACGUCAAGCGCUGCGACGAGAUGGACCGCAAGCUGCGCUUCUUCGCGGGCGAGAUGGCCAAGCUCAAGAUCACGGCCAAGAGCGCGGGCAGCGUCGACUCGUUCCUUGCAGGCUCGGCGGACGUGCGCUACGGCAGCCAAGACACGGCCGUCCGCGCCCUCGACACGCUCGAGCGCAUCCUCGAAGACAAGGAGCAGGAGCUCCUCCAGCUCAACUCGAUGCACGAGAAGCUCACGCGCGAGUACAACGAGCGCAAGGAACUCCAGGAGAUCAUCUCGCGCGUUGGCGAGUUCUUUGAGAUUGAGCUCCCGGACGCGACGCGCCGCGACACGUCGUCGCGCGUCAGCUCGCGCACGGGCAGCAGCAUGAACUUUGGUGUUGGCUCGCCGAUGGACGCGUCCGAAUCGGACUUGGCCAUCCGGUUCAAGAACAUCACGGGCGUCGUGCCCGCGGACGAGCGCCUCAAGUUUGAGCGCAUGGUGUUCCGUGCGACGCGCGGCAACUGCUUCACGCGCUUCUCGGCCAUUGACGAGCUCCUCGUCGACCCGGGCACUGGCGUCGCGGUCGAGAAGCACGCGUUUACAAAGCUCCGCAAGAUCUGCGACGCGUUCCACGCCCGUCUCUACACGCUGCCGUCGAUGGACGACCGCACCGCGAUCGCCAACUUGAUCCAGAACAACAACGCGGAGCUCAACCAGAGCUCGCACAUUCUGCGCCGCAACCGCGAGUCGUGCGUGCUCCUCUGCCGCGAGCUCGCCGAGCACCACGAGUCGUGGAAGUGGUCGGUGCUCCAGGAGAAGGCCACGUACCACACGCUCAACACGUUCAAGGCGGACGUGAGCGGCAUGCUCCGCGGCGAAGGCUGGGUCGUCAAGGAAGCCUUGGACCAGGUCCGCCGCGCCGUGGACCGCGCCCACAACGCCGAUGACAAGUCGAUGCCGUCGCUCGUCGACUCGGUGCCCAAGCCGUGGCCGGUCGCGCCGACGCACUUUCAAACCAACAAGUUUACGUCGGCGCUCCAGUCGUUCGUCGAUACGUACGGUGUGCCCCGGUACGGCGAGAUCAACCCCGCGGUCUUCACGGCCGUCUCGUUCCCGUUCCUCUUUGGCGUCAUGUACGGCGACAUUGGCCACGGCUUUUGUAUCUUCCUCUUUGGCCUGUACAUGAUUGCGACCGAGAAGAUCCUCGAGCGCGGCAAGGUCGGCGAGAUGACGGCGCAGAUCUACGGCGGUCGCUACAUGAUCACGCUCAUGGGCGUCUUCGCCAUGUACGCGGGCUUUGUCUACAACGAUUUCUUCUCGCUGCCACUCAACCUCUUUGGCUCCAAGUGGCAGUACCUGGACAACUGCGAGGAGCUCGGUCUCAAGCACGAAAAGUGCGAGGCGUACUACCACUACGACGGCGUGCCCAACGGGACCGUCGAUGUCGCCAACGGCCACAACGUCUAUGGGUUCGGUCUCGACCCGAUCUGGAAGACGUCCGAGAACGAACUGCUCUUCUUCAACUCGUUCAAGAUGAAGCUCAGUGUCAUUCUCGGCAUCACGCAGAUGGGCUUUGGUAUCCUCAUCAAGGGCUGGAACGCGCUCUACUUCAAGGACUACCCGACGUUCUUCUUUGACUUCUUGCCGCAGCUCGUCUUUGCCGCGUCGCUCUUCUUCUACAUGGUCGUGCUCAUUGUCAUGAAGUGGAGCAUCGACUGGACCGAGCGCAUGAGCCACGAGGUGUGCCCGUUCAACUUUGAAGGCCCGGCCACCGGCUGCCGCCCGCCCGCGCUCAUCAACACGCUCAUCAACAUUGCCCUCCAGCCCGGCGCGGUCGCCGACCCCAUGUACGAAGGCCAGAAGAAGAUGCAGCAGACGCUGCUUGCGUUUGCGGGCUUGUCGGUGCCGAUCAUGCUGCUCUGCCAUCCGCUCUACAUGAAGUUCAAGUAUGGCAGCCCGGCGCAGGAAGUGUCGCACCAGGUCGACUUUGACAACCUGAGCGACGACGACGACCACGCCAAGCUCGCGCCCGCGGCCCACGGCGGCCACGGCCACGGCCAUGGCGACGAGCCGUUCAACUUUGGCGAAGCCGCGAUCCACCAGGGCAUUGAAACCAUCGAGUUUGUGCUUGGCAUGGUGUCCAACACGGCGUCGUAUCUGCGUCUCUGGGCGCUCUCGCUGGCCCACUCGGAACUCGCGACGGUGUUUUUCGAAAAGGCGAUGCUCUCGACCAUCAACAUGGACUCGUUCGUUGCGAUUUUCAUCGGCUUCGCGCUCUUCGCCGGCACGACGUUUGGCGUCAUUCUCUGCAUGGACGUGCUCGAGUGCUUCCUCCACGCGCUGCGUCUCCACUGGGUCGAGUUCCAAAACAAGUUUUACAAGGCCGACGGCAACAAGUUCCACCCGUUCAACUUCAAGGAGAUGAUCCGCGCGACGCAGUUUGAAGCGAGCAACUAA